AUGGCAUCUUCGCAAAAAGUUCUCAUCAUCCUCUCCGAUGCCGACCACUUCGAUAUGAAGAAGACUUCUGGUCCUGAUGCAGGCAAGGUCGUUUCACAACCUUCUGGUUUCUUCCUCAUGGAACUCGCAAAGCCACUUUCCAAGAUUCUGGAUGCAGGCUAUGAAGUCACCUUCGCUACACCUGAAGGCAAGGAGCCUGUUCCCGACCCCAACAGUGAAUCUCUCCUCGCCUUUGCCGGAAACUUCUACGAGCGCCGCCGUGAGAACGAACUGCUCGAGCGCAUGAAGAAAGAAAAUGGCUUCUCCUCGCCCAGAAAAUUCAGAGACAUCAGCAACGACGAACUUGAAUCUUUCCGUGGUGUUCUUAUCCCUGGCGGCCAUGCACCUCUGACAGACCUCGGCGACAACAAGGACUUGGGUCGCAUUCUUGAGCACUUCCACGGCAAGCAGAAGCCUACUGCCACUAUCUGCCACGGACCUUACGCUUUCUUAUCCACCAAGGCAUCAAGCGGCAAGUUCUUGUAUGCUGGCUACAAGCUCACCAGCUGGUCUGACAUGGAGGAGUCCAUGAUGGAGACGAUGCUGGGUGCUGAGAUCCCAAAGGUCGAGAGUGCGCUACGUGCAGAGGGUGCUGAUAUGGUUGAGGGUCUUGCCCAGAAGGUCGGAUACAUCACUGUUGACCGUGAAGUUGUCAGUGGUGCAAACCCCAUGGCUGCUGAUGCCUUGGGAGACAAGUUCAUCCAGAUGAUGAAGGCUUAA
Messenger RNA from Aureobasidium melanogenum CBS 110374, 759 nucleotides. RefSeq names its product ThiJ/PfpI family protein. The record is from RefSeq and is a predicted model, not a curated record. NCBI's taxonomy places the organism in Eukaryota, Fungi, Ascomycota, Dothideomycetes, Dothideales, Saccotheciaceae. The transcript has a single exon. The coding region runs from base 1 to 759 and encodes 252 amino acids.